UGGCGGUUAACAAUGGGGUUGAAUAACUGAACGCAGAUGACAAAAAAUAAAUCUGUCGCGGUCCUCGAGGGAAUUCGUAGUGCAAAAAUCUAAAAAGUAGACAAAGUGUAGAAGUUCCUUUUUUUUCUUAAACGCGUAACUAAAAAAAAGUGACUCGAGCAACAAAAUGGCGAGAGAGAAUAAAGAGGAUACUGUGGUUAUAGAUGAGGCGCUAGAAAGAACGGGUUAUGGCAAAUUUAACAUACUCGUUAUUUUAUUUUCCGGCUUCGUGCUCAACAAUGUGGUGCUCGAAUCGGUGGGCGUUAGCUUUGCACUGCCCGUCUUAGAGUGUGACCUGAAUCUAUCUCACCGAGAGCAGGGCAUAAUAGGUGCUGUCGCCUUCGCCGGUGUCAUUACGAGUUCACACUUUUGGGGAUUUCUAGCCGAUACCACUGGUCGCAAGCGAAUAAUGCAACCGGCAUUACUUAUGGGCUUUUUUAUUACCGCGCUCUCAAGUUUGUCGCCAAAUUUCAUAACCUUCGCUGUGCUGCGUUUUUUAAAUGGCAUACUACUUUCGGCCGGCUCCGCGACGAUUUUCGCUUACCUCGGAGAGUUUCAUUGCCAAAAAUAUCGCAGUGGCGCAAUGUUAGGCAGUGCUUUGGUAAGUGCAGUUGUCUCAAUAUUCUUCCCCGUCAUCGCCUGGCUAUUCAUCAAUCAAAACUGGGAAUUCCACGUGCCCUUCAUUAACAUAGUUUUCAAACCAUGGCGUUCUUAUUUCUUGGCCUGCGGUGUGCCAGGAUUUAUAUGUGGUUUGUCAAUGUUUUUCCUGCCGGAGAGUCCGAAGUAUCUACUAACUGCCGGCAGGCCCGAAGAAGCUAUAGAAGUCUUGAAGUGUAUGCAUAGUAUUAAUCUUAAGAGCAAGGACCGUGACAACACGUAUAAGGUUACCACCUUACUGCCGGACGCCGACACGCCGAUAGCAAAAGUGAAAGGUUUAGAAAAGGACAAAUCUCUACUGACAUCCAUACUGAAGUCCAUGUGGCAACAGACCGCACCACUUUUUAUGCGCGAGCACUUGAGGAAGACCUUUCUGUGUAGUCUAAUAUUAUAUAUAUUAUUCUUCAGCGCGCACGGCGUCUAUAUGUGGUUCCCGUAUAUUCUAAAUAACACCAUGCAAUAUACGGAAAAGUUUACCGAGCCACUGCGCAUUUGUGACAUUAUCAAAUUCGUACGUUCGGGAAAUCUUACGGGUGUGGAAGCAGUUCAUGGACAGACUGAAGGGUGCGCAAUGCAUUUGGAAUUAUCAACAUACAUGCAUACCAUAUUCCUGGAAAUUAUAUAUGUAUCUCUGCUACUGACCAUUAUGUUUGUCAUUAAUCGAGUUGGACGAAAGCCAAUGCUUUUUAUAAUCCUUUUUGUUUGUGGAACUUGUGGCAUUUUAGCCUUUACCAUACAAAUACCGUUGCUGGCCAUUUAUCUCUUCGUCAUUCAGCUUUCCUGCGGUCUUGGCACAACGGUGCUCAAUGCCAUUUCUGUCGAAAUAUUCCCUACAAAUUUAAGGGGCAUGGCUGUUUGCAUAUCUCUGAUGAUCGGACGUAUUGGCAGCGUCUCGGGAUCCAAUAUUUUGGGUUUACUCAUUGAAACACAUUGCGAGCUGGCGCUCUAUAGCCCAGCGGUGGCGCUAAUCAUUGCCGGCGCUUUAGGUUUCCUUUUGCCGAGCUCCAACAACCCCGUUGCUAAGCCAAAAGAUUUGGAAAGUACUUCAUAACUUACCUGUUAAAUCAAGCUAACUGUUAAUUUUUUGAACACGCAAAUGUAGUUUGGAAUAAAUUCAUUUAAGUAAAAGGUGAUAAUUUGAUGAAACAUUUACUGCGUAGAUAUAUUUAAAUAAUCAUAAAUAAUAAAUAUUUUAUAUUUUUCUUAGUCCAAA
This is a messenger RNA of Bactrocera latifrons, 1909 nucleotides long. RefSeq names its product synaptic vesicle glycoprotein 2B-like. The record is from RefSeq and is a predicted model, not a curated record. Gene Ontology annotation, molecular function: transmembrane transporter activity. The transcript is spliced from 7 exons. The coding region runs from base 167 to 1747 and encodes 526 amino acids. Gene Ontology annotation, biological process: transmembrane transport. NCBI's taxonomy places the organism in Eukaryota, Metazoa, Arthropoda, Insecta, Diptera, Tephritidae.